GUGGCCUCCCAGCGCUGAGAAAGUAGAUUAAAUUAAUCAGAUUAAGUGUUCACGAGGUCUGAAAACGAGCUGCGUUAGCACCCAGAGGGAGGGAACGCUCCACAGAAAACCUGCUGUUAUGGAAGUUUUAUUCACUGAGAGCUGACCUGUGUUCAUCUGAGGUUUGUGGGCCAGAGCCGGGCCCUCCGCUGGUGUGGAGAGGAGGCGUCAUGGGAUCAGGAGGACAGGUCCGACUCCUCCUGUGGAAGAACUGGACCGUCCGCCGGAGGCAACGGAUCCGUUUCUUCAUGGAGAUCAUGUGGCCRGUGGUUCUGUUCAUGGGUCUGGUCUGUCUGAGGAGGGUCAACCCGCUCUACCGUCAACAUGAGUGUCACUUCCCAAACAAGGCCAUGCCGUCAGCAGGGGUCCUGCCGUGGAUCCAGGGGAUCCUCUGCAACGCCAACAACCCCUGUUUCCAGUUCCCGACCCAAGGAGAGUCUCCUGGUCUGGUGUCCAACUACAACAACUCCAUUCUGGCUCGGUUCUACUCGGAUGCUGAUGAGCUCCUCCUCAGUGACCCGGACUUUCUUCAGCUGGGCCGCCUCUGGAGGGAACUGAGCUCCAUGAGCCACUUCAUGGAGACGCUGCGCACUCAUCCUGAGAAGGUCUCAGGUCGGGGAGUAACGGUGGAGACGAUCCUGAAGGACGACGAAACUCUGACGUCAUUCCUGCUGAGAGACGUUCCUCUGACAGAGUCUGUGGUGGAUCAUCUGGUUAAAGCCCAGAUCAGGCCUGAACAGUUUGCCUUUGGGCUCCCAGACCUGCGUCUGAAGGACGUGGCCUGCAGCGUCAGUCUCUUGGAACGGUUCUUGGUGUUCUCGAGUCGUCGYGGACUCUACGCCGUCAGGAACGCCAUGUGUGUCCUGACCCCGCAGCGACUGCAGGUCAUCGAGGACCGCUUCUACGCCAACGUUGACUUCUUCAAACUCCUCCGGCUGCUGCCUCGUGUUCUGGACGGUCACUCUGACGGGAUAAACAUUCACUUCUGGGUCCGAGUCGCGUCCGACGCUUCUGACAAACUGCAAGAGCUGUUCCACAGGAGUAGCUCCAGGGAACUGAUCCAGGCGGUGACUCCUCUGUUCCAGAAGAAUCUGUCCUUCAGGCAGGUGAUGGCUGCCGCCUCCAGCCUGGUGUGUGGCUACACCGAGGGGGCUUUCUCCCGGGUCACCUCCUUCAACUGGUACGAGGACAAUAACUACAAAGCCUUCCUGGGCAUCAGCAGCGGCUGGGCCGACAGCGAGUACACYUACGACAACAGCACCACUCCUUUCUGCAAUGACUUGAUGAAGGAACUGGAGUCCAACCCAGCCACCAGGAUCAUCUGGAAGUCUGUGAAGCCGAUGCUGAUGGGGCGGAUCCUCUACUCUCCGGACUCGCCGGCUGUCAGGCAGAUCAUACGAAACGCCAACACCACAUUUGAGGAGCUGGAGAGGCUGAGGACGAUGGGAAAGGCCUGGGAGGAAGUGGCUCCACAGAUCUGGGCCUUUUUUCAAGACGGAAUCCAAGUCAAGAUGAUCCGGGACACUAUCUGCAAUCCYUCUGUGAUGGAUUUUAUUGACCGGAGUCUGGAAGAGGUGCCAUUUUCCUCCAAACACAUUCUCAACUUCCUGCACAAUGGACCACCAGAGGACCGUGAAGACGGCGUGCCCGAUUUCGACUGGCGAGACAUCUUCAACCUCACUGACCGGGUCAUCCGGAUGCUCAACCAGUAUGGUGAGUGUUUGACUCUUGAUAAAUUCAUGCCUCUGCCUGACGAAGACGCCGUCACCCAUCGAGCCUUGGACUUGUUGGAGGACGGCAAGUUCUGGGCGGGUCUGGUCUUCGUCAACAUGUACCCCUGGAGCACCAGCGUUCCCCCUCACGUUAAGUUCAAGAUCCGUAUGGAUAUCGACACUGUAGAACGCACCAACAAAGUCAAAGACAGGUACUGGGACCCGGGCCCCAGAGCMGACCCUUUGGAUGACCUCCGUUACGUUUGGGGAGGCUUUGCUUACCUUCAGGACAUCAUAGAGCAUGGAAUCAUCAGGACACAGACAGGGAAGGAGUGGCCUUUGGGUGUUUACCUGCAGCAGAUGCCCUACCCUUGUUAUGUGGAUGAUCUCUUUAUGCUCACUCUGAGCCGCUGCUUCCCCGUCUUCAUGGUGCUGGCCUGGGUCUACUCCGUGUCCAUGAUGGUGAAGAGCAUCGUUCUGGAGAAGGAGCUGCGCUUGAAGGAGACCCUGAAGACCAUGGGGGUCACCAACGGUGUCAUUUGGUCCACAUGGUUCACUGACAGCUUCUUCAUGAUGGGCACCAGCACAGCCCUCCUAACCGCCAUCAUCAUGGGAGGAAGGGUUCUGAACUACAGCAACCCAGUCAUCCUCUUCCUGUUUCUGCUCACCUUCACUACAGCUACCAUCAUGCAAUGCUUCCUCCUGAGCGUCUUCUUCAACCAGGCUAACCUAGCGGCAGCCUGCAGCGGCAUCAUCUACUUCAGCCUCUACCUGCCCCACAUCUUCUGCUUUGCCUGGCAGGACCGCAUCACCAAAGAUACCAAGAUCCUGGUGAGUCUGCUGUCCCAAGUGGCAUUCGGUUUCGGUACAGAGUAUCUGUCCCGGUACGAGGAACAGGGCAUGGGUCUGCAGUGGGACAACAUCCAGACCAGCCCCCUGGAGGGAGACGAGUUCUCCUUCCUCACCUCCAUCUGCAUGAUGGGUCUGGACUCGGCGCUGUACGCUGUUCUAGCCUGGUACCUGGACAACGUCUUCCCUGGACAGUAUGGCAUUGGUCGCCCAUUUUAUUUUCCCUUCUUGCCUUGUUAUUGGCUGAAUAGUGUCGCUCCAGCUGCAGGUAARGACAAGAUGGAGCUGGAGAAAAAAGGCUUUGAUAACCUGGUAAAUAAGGAACAAGGAGAGCUGCAGAAAAAACCAGAGGAGAAAYAUCAGGUCCAACCCAAAUCCAAGGAGGAGACCCCCUCAUGUGAGCACCAUGACGAGACGCUGGGGAAGGAGAACCAGGAGAACCAUGAACAGUCUUUCUUUGAGGCAGAGCCAGCAGAUCUGAUGAAGGGAGUUUGCAUCCAAAACCUGGUCAAAGUGUUUUGCGGUUCCUCCACACCAGCUGUGGAUGGCCUCAGCAUCAACUUCUACGAGAGCCAGAUUACUGCCUUUCUGGGACACAAUGGAGCUGGAAAAACCACCACCAUGUCCAUCUUGACAGGAAUUUUCCCACCCACCUCUGGGACAGCCACCAUUUACGGCAAGGACAUCCACACAGACAUGGACAGUAUUCGUAUGUCUCUAGGAAUGUGUCCUCAACAUAACAUACUUUUCCAGCAUUUGACUGUGGAAGAACACAUUCUCUUCUACUCGCUACUGAAAGGCCGUCCAAUGGCCGAAGCCGAGGAAGAGGUUGAGAACAUGGUGCAGGAUCUGGGCCUUCCCCACAAAAGGGCUGAYCUGAUCCAGAAUCUCUCAGGGGGCAUGCAGAGAAAGRUGUCUGUCGCUCUGGCUUUUGUUGGUGGAGCCAAGGUGGUGAUCCUGGAUGAGCCCACCUCRGGAGUGGACCCUUACUCCAGACGAUCAAUUUGGGACCUACUGCUCAAGUACCGUGCAGGACACACAGUGAUCAUGUCCACUCACCACAUGGACGAGGCAGACCUGCUGAGUGACCGGGUGGCCAUCAUCUCCCGGGGUCGCCUUCAGUGCUGCGGUUCACCCAUCUUCCUCAAGAACUGCUUCGGUGCUGGCUUCUACCUCACUCUUGUGCGCCGAAUGAAUCGUGAGACUCUGAAGGCCAGCUGUGACUGCACACAGAACUGCUCCUGUAAUUGCUCAAAGUGUUCAAGAAUUAAAGCAGAGCAGAAAGAAAGCCAGGCCUCAGACAGACAGCUGGAUGGUAACGUGGAAAGCAURACAGCCCUGGUUCAUCAUCACGUGCCUCAGGCCCGUCUCAUCCAGGCCGUGGGUCAGGAYCUGACCUUCCUGCUGCCCAAUCAGAACUUCCAGCCCAGAGCCUACGCCAGCCUCUUCAGGGAGCUGGAGGAAACGCUGGCAGACAUCGGCCUCAGCAGCUUUGGUGUGUCAGACACGUCACUGGAGGAGAUUUUUCUGAAGGUGACUGCAGACGGGAAUGCAACCAACAGGAAGUGGAAUCAAGAAAAGCAACGGCRGCAGCAGAGCUCUGCAGCGAGUCUCUGUGGAGUCAACAGAGUGGCUGCUGAUGUGGAAGCACAGAAAGAAUCCAACGGUCAGGGUCCGAGUGAGACCCCAGAYGGCAGUGCGGGACGAGGAACCUACCAGGUCCGAGGCCCGUUUCUGAUCAUCAAACAGUUCUUUGCUCUGCUGAUAAAGAGGUGGCACCACGCCACACGCUCCUGGAAAGACUUCAUUGCUCAGAUCGUUCUCCCAGCCAGCUUCGUCUUCCUGGCUCUGACGUUUACGCUGAUAGUUCCACCGUUUGGAGAGUAUCCCAGUCUGACCCUCAGCCCCUGGAUGUACGGGCGACAGUACACCUUCUUCAGCAAUGAGCGACCRGUUGAUCCUGACAUGAGAUAUUUUGGUGAAGUUCUGCUGGACAAGCCUGGUUUUGGGACUCGCUGCAUGGCUGAUGAACCUCUGGAGGAUUUCCCGUGUAAUAACAUCACCACAGAGUGGGAGAUGCCCCUGGUGGACCCCGCCCUCAUAGAAAGACUGGAAGGCCCAGAGUGGUCCGACCUCAGACCGUCUCCAAAAUGUCAAUGCAGCACUCCUAAAAAACUCACCAUGCUCCCCGAGUGUGCAGAGGGAGCCGGAGGCCUGCCUCCACCACAGAGGAUCCAGUCAACAGGAGACGUCUUAAUGGACCUGACUGGUAGGAACAUCUCUGAUUACCUGGUAAAAACCUACCCCAGUCUCAUCAGAACCAGCUUGAAAAGUAAAUACUGGGUGAAUGAACAAAGGUAUGGGGGUGUAUCAGUGGGGGGACAGCUUCCUGUUUUAGGAGUGCAGCCAAAGACCAUUCAGGAUGUAGCAGUUCAGCUUGGACGACUUCUAAAUAUUACAGGGGGUAAAUACUCCAAUCAGACUCUUGGMGACAUUGGGACGUUCCUCAGGUACAUGGAGACUGAAAACUGUGUGAAGGUGUGGUAUAACAACAAAGGCUGGCACGCCAUGGUYGCUUUCAUGAAUGUUGCUAACAAUGCCAUUCUCCGUGCAAAUCUGCCCAAAGGAGCUAAUCUAGACGAGUAUGGAAUGACUGCCAUCAAUCAUCCUCUGAACCUGACCAAGGAGCAGCUCUCUGAGAUCACUGUCCUGACCACCUCGGUGGACGCAGUGGUGGCCAUUUGCGUCAUCUUUGCCAUGUCCUUCAUCCCGGCCAGCUUCGUCCUCUACCUCAUCCAGGAGCGGGCCACCCAGGCCAAGCACCUGCAGUUUGUCAGUGGAGUCAGUCCUCUGGUGUAUUGGACRGCCAACUUCCUGUGGGACAUGGUGAAUUACUCCAUCAGUGCAGCCAUGGUGGUGAAAACCUUCACGUUCUUUGAGAAGAAAUGUUACACCUCACCAACCAACCUGCAGCCACUUAUUGCCCUGCUGAUGCUUUACGGCUGGUCAGUGACACCGAUGAUGUACCCCAUGUCCUACGUCUUCAGCGUCCCCAGCACCGCCUACAUCUCUCUCUCGUGCAUCAACCUGUUUAUCGGCAUCAACAGCAGCGCCGUCACCUUCAUCCUGGACCUYUUUGAGAGCACCACAGUGUUGUACAGGUUCAACCAGAUGUUAAAGACGGCGCUGCUCAUCUUUCCUCAUUACUGCCUGGGCAGGGGGCUGAUCGACAUGGCUGUGAACCAGGCUGUGACGGAUGUUUACGCUCGCUUUGGUGAGGAUCACAGCCCAGACCCCUUCCACUGGGACUUCAUUGGGAAGAACCUGUUCUGCAUGGCAGCUGAGGGGUUUCUCUAUUUUAUCCUCAACAUAUUUUUUCAGUAUCGCUUCUUCCUGGAUCACUGGAUUCCAGAUGGCCCAAAACCUCACAUGUUGGACYAGGACAAAGACGUGGCCGAGGAAAGAGAGAGGAUCCUCAGGAACSAACAAACAAAUGAUAUUUUACGCAUCAAAGGCCUGACCAAGACAUACAGGGGGACAUUUGUCCCUGCAGUGGACCGGAUCUGUGUUGGAGUCUCACCUGGAGAGUGUUUCGGUCUUGUGGGGGUAAACGGAGCAGGAAAGACCACAACAUUUAAGAUGCUGACCGGAGACAUCGACGUGACGUCAGGAGAGGCGAUGGUCUCUGGUUACAGCAUUUUGACUAACAUCCUGGACGUCCAUCAGAACAUGGGUUACUGCCCACAGUUUGAUGCCAUCGAUGAGCUGCUGACCGGCAGAGAACAUCUGCACCUCUACGCWCGCCUCCGAGGGGUUCCAGAGUCUGAGAUCAGCAGGGUGGCAGAUUGGGCCAUCCAGAAACUGGGCCUGUCGGAGUACGCGGGUCGAAGUGUGGGGACCUACAGUGGGGGUAACAGGAGGAAACUCUCCACGGCCAUCGCCAUGAUCGGCUGUCCUGCUCUGGUGCUGCUGGAUGAGCCUACCACAGGGAUGGACCCACUGUCCAGACGCUUUCUGUGGAACUCCAUCAUGGGUGUAAUCCAGGAGAACCGAGCAGUGGUCCUCACCUCUCACAGGUAAACUCUAAAUCAAUGUUUGUGUGGAUUAGAAUUAGA
Austrofundulus limnaeus is the source of this 6715-nucleotide messenger RNA. Its product is annotated as retinal-specific ATP-binding cassette transporter. The record is from RefSeq and is a predicted model, not a curated record. Bases 210 to 6680 code for a protein of 2156 amino acids. Gene Ontology annotation, biological process: transmembrane transport; lipid transport. The transcript is spliced from 49 exons. NCBI's taxonomy places the organism in Eukaryota, Metazoa, Chordata, Actinopteri, Cyprinodontiformes, Rivulidae. Gene Ontology annotation, cellular component: intracellular membrane-bounded organelle; membrane. Gene Ontology annotation, molecular function: ATP hydrolysis activity; ABC-type transporter activity; lipid carrier activity.